AUGACCAUUUUCACCCAUUCAUCAAUUCCCGAUGAUUAUUUUCACCCAUUCAUAAAUUCCAUUUACUCCAACAGCGAUGACCAUUUUCACCCAUUCAUAAAUUCCAUCUACCCCAACAGCGAUGACCAUUUUCACCCAUUCAUAAAUUCCAUCUACCCCAACAGCGAUGACCAUUUUCACCCAUUCAUAAAUUCCAUCUACCCCAACAACGAUGACCAUUUUCACCCAUUCAUCAAUUCCGUCUGCCCCAACAGCGAUGACCAUUUUCACCCAUUCAUAAAUUCCAUCUAUCCCAACAGCGAUGGCCAUUUUCACCCAUUCAUAAAUUCCAUCUAUCCUAACAGUGAUGACAAUUUCACCCAUUCCGAUGACCAUUUUCACCCAUUCAUAAAUUCCAUCUACCCCAAGAGCGAUGACCAUUUUCACCCAUUCAUAAAUUCCAUCCACCCCAAGAGCGAUGACCAUUUUCACCCAUUCAUAAAUUCCAUCUACCCCAACAGCGAUGACCAUUUUCACCCAUUCAUAAAUUCCAUCUAUUCCAACAGCGAUGGCCAUUUUCACCCAUUCAUAAAUUCCAUCUACCCCAUCAGCGAUGACCUUUUUCACCCAUUCAUCAAUUCCAUCCACCACAACAGCGAUGACCAUUUUCACCCAUUCAUAAAUUCCAUCUAUCCCAACAGCGUUGACCAUUUUCUCUCAUUCAUAAAUUCCAUCGAUGACCAUUUUCACCCAUUCAUAAAUUCCAUCUACCCUAACAGCGAUGACCAUUUUCACCUAUUCAUAAAUUCCAUCUACCCCAACAGCGAUGACCAUUUUCACCCAUUCAUAAAUUCCAUCUAUUCCAACAGCGAUGACCAUUUUCACCCAUUCAUAAAUUCCAUCUAUCCCAACAGCGAUGACCAUUUUCACCCAUUCAUAAAUUCCAUCUAUCCUAACAGCGAUGACAAUUUCACCCAUUCCGAUGACCAUUUUCACCCAUUCAUAAAUUCCAUCUACCCCAAGAGCGAUGACCAUUUUCACCCAUUCAUAAAUUCCAUCCACCCCAAGAGCGAUGACCAUUUUCACCCAUUCAUAACUUCCAUCUACCCCAACUGCGAUGACCAUUUUCACCCAUUCAUAAAUUCCAUCUACCCCAACAGCGAUGACCAUUUUCACCCAUUCAUAAAUUCCCUCUUUUCCAACAGCGAUGACCAUUUUCACCCAUUCAUAAAUUCCAUCUCCCCCAGCAGCGAUGAUCAUUUUCACCCAUUCAUCUAUUCCAUCCACCCCAACAGCGAUGACCAUUUUCACCCAUUCAUAAAUUCCAUCUAUCCCAACAGCGUUGACCAUUUUCACCCAUUCAUAAAUUCCAUGUACCCCAACAGCGAUGACCAUUUUCUCUCAUUCAUAUAUUCCAUCUAA
This is a messenger RNA of Acanthosepion pharaonis, 1401 nucleotides long. The record is from the annotation of a GenBank genome assembly. Lineage: Eukaryota; Metazoa; Mollusca; Cephalopoda; Sepiida; Sepiidae.